Alternaria ethzedia is the source of this 264-nucleotide messenger RNA. RefSeq lists its product as uncharacterized. The transcript has 2 exons. The record is from RefSeq and is a predicted model, not a curated record. NCBI's taxonomy places the organism in Eukaryota, Fungi, Ascomycota, Dothideomycetes, Pleosporales, Pleosporaceae. Bases 1 to 264 code for a protein of 87 amino acids.
AUGGUCCGACUCUCCAUCGCCGCGGUUAUCUUCGCCGCCAUCACUUCCGUCGCCGCUGAUGGAUGGUGCCAAUGCCUCUACGCGGAUGGCUCCCACUGCUGCGUUACUCAAUACGGCAUCAGGAAGGACUGCGUGGCCCGAUGCAUCGACAACGGAAACUCGGACAACAAGUGCAACGCUGGUGGCAAGUACUCGGACGUUAGCUCGUGGAACGCUUCGUGGCGCCGCUCCUGCACGGAUUGGACCAUUGGAAACGCGAAGUAG